This is a messenger RNA of Mangifera indica (mango), 716 nucleotides long. Its product is annotated as 60S ribosomal protein L31. Gene Ontology annotation, molecular function: structural constituent of ribosome. The coding region runs from base 184 to 546 and encodes 120 amino acids. The record is from RefSeq and is a predicted model, not a curated record. Gene Ontology annotation, biological process: cytoplasmic translation. The transcript has 3 exons. NCBI's taxonomy places the organism in Eukaryota, Viridiplantae, Streptophyta, Magnoliopsida, Sapindales, Anacardiaceae. Gene Ontology annotation, cellular component: cytosolic large ribosomal subunit; ribosome.
AAGUUAGCCCAGCCCAACUGAAAGACGAUUAUAGAGCUUUAUUACGAUAUGCAAACUAGGGUUUCGUCUCUUUCUUUUUUAGUUCAGCUUUCGCCCCUUCAUUUGCCUCUCUUCUCAGUUUCUGCGUUCCUUCAACUCCAACUCCAAGGUACGUGCAGUUGAAGAGAGAGCAGGAGAGUGAAAAUGGUGGAGAAGGUCAAGGGAAGAAAAGAGGAGGUGGUGACCAGAGAGUACACCAUCAAUCUUCACAAGCGCUUACAUGGCUGCACAUUUAAGAAGAAGGCACCAAAGGCCAUUAAGGAGAUCAGGAAAUUUGCAGAGAAAGCCAUGGGGACCAAGGAUGUGAGGGUUGAUGUGAAACUAAACAAGCAUAUCUGGAGCAGGGGCAUCCGAAGUGUCCCAAGGAGGAUUAGGGUUCGCAUUGCUCGCAAGAGGAAUGAUGAUGAAGAUGCCAAGGAAGAGCUUUAUUCUCUUGUGACUGUUGCAGAGAUCCCAGCAGAAGGAUUGAAGGGCCUUGGCACCAAGGUCAUUGAAGAUGAUGAAUGAAUCAUCAAUCUUUGUUUUUGACAGGAUAUCUUUACAUGAGAUUUUGGCAAUUGUUUUUAAGUCAUGACAAAGACUAGUGUUUUUCAUUAUCUGUUCUAUUGUUGUUUAGAUUAUUUUGACUUGAGCACUUUGGGUUUUACCGAAUACAGUAACUUCUGAGUUUUAGCUUA